Molecule: messenger RNA, 1784 nt
Organism: Lycium ferocissimum
Lineage: Eukaryota; Viridiplantae; Streptophyta; Magnoliopsida; Solanales; Solanaceae
Exons: 7
Coding region: 364-1347 (327 amino acids)
Source: RefSeq, a predicted model, not a curated record
CGUUAGCACGGCGCAUCUUAGCCUAUUCCCACAGCUUGUUCCUCUCUACCUUUACCCGUUACAUCACGUAAAUCAAAAUUAUCACCUAAUACUCUAAAAUACAACCCCCCAAUCUAAAAUUACCUCUCAAAAGACAGCAAAGGGAGAAGAAUCCCCACUAUUAAAUACUGCACUAGUAUUUCACAACUUCAUUCUUGUUGGUCAAUCAAACACCAAACCAGAAAAGGUCUUGACAUUGGUACUAUCGAUCUACUAUUGACCCUUGAAAAGCAUACCAUAAAUCUUGCAGAAAAUAGUCUAAUAUUUGGGUUUAGUAUGAAUUAAAACAGAUUAUGGUGUUGUAUCAAGUGUUUGAAGGGGGAGAUGGCAAGAGUAGCAGAGUGGUGGGGUUCUAAUUGGAGAGCCAAAUGGUGUUCCUAUAAAAGAACCACUAUUCUUGUUUGUUCAAUUAACAUUUUUGUUGCUCUUUAUGUACUUCACUCGUACACUUCAACAUACAUGUACACUCGCAAUGAUACCCAAAAAGAUUUUAGGUAUACUCCAGAUCAAGUUAGGAAAAUGGAAGAGUCGAAUCGAAUAAGAAAACAACUAGAACCUGUGCAACUUAUUGAACUAUUAAAGGGAUUAAAGGAAGAAUUUUUCGUUGACGAAAAGGUGGUGCAAGUGCCACAACAAAUCAAACAGAAGAUUGCAGAUGAAAUACUAACUACGUUGAAAGGUGUCAAUGCCCGUGACAAUGCAACAGUGCAACGAGAUGCAGUUGAAAGUUGGCGCCGCAAAAAAUUAAAAGAAGCCAGGGAGCUUGUAAAUAAGAAGAAGUCAAAUUCAACUAUUUCCCCUGGGGAAGCUAGUGUACUUGCACAAGCUUUGGAUGUUGACUGGGCUGAGCUGUCUGAAGAAAUUGGUCUUUGGAUACCUGUUGCAAUAAUUAAUAAGGAACAUCAUGACAAACCUGAGGGUGAAGAAGAAUUUGACAGUGAAAUCAUAGCUGGCAGGCGGCUUCCUCCUGAGUGUAACGUUGAACUUCAUACUGAUUACGGGGGAGAAGCAGUCAAAUGGGGCCUCACGCACCCUAAAGAAUCUGCAUAUGAGUGUUGCAUGGCCUGUUUGAAUCAAGCUAAGCAGGCUGGACCUAAUGACAAGAAAUGCAACAUAUGGGUUUAUUGCCCAUCUGAGACGGGAUGCUAUUCUCCAGAUAUUUAUCAACACAAAAAUCAGGAGUGCUGGCUGAAAUAUGCAGAGAAACCUAAAAUGGCUUUUAAGGGCCGGUAUUCUAAAUCAUUCAGAAAUUCACACCCAAAUGCACCAAUCGUUGUUCCAUGGAUGUCUGGUGUUGUCAGUGUAUAAGUUCCCACUAACAAAAUAGACACUUAGCCUCGACGCCUUGGUGCUUCCACGGGUGUUAUGAUGUGGUAUAAGGUUCCACAUCAAGCCACUGUAUCUUCAGAUAAUUGUGCAAUGAGAUUUCUUGAACUACAGUUUCUAAGCAUAGCUGCUUCUCUUUUUUUUGUUUUGUCAUCAAUGGUAAGAUAGAGCUUGGACCAGAGUGUAACAUUCUUUUGUAUCACAUGGUGGAUAGAAUGGUAAUGGUAGCUUUAAGUUAGAAAACGGACUGUGCCAAGGAUGUGGUGAAAACAUUUGAAAGCUUUUCUUUUACCCUGCCCCACUCCAACCCCAUCUUUUUUUCACCUGAUGGAUGUAAUAUCAAAGUUGUGACAUUAUCGGUAUUGUAUUGCCCGACAGGUACCGAGUUUUGGUGAUCAAUUAUGUCGUUUAAACAAUAA